AUGGCCCUCCCGCUCGCUCUCCUCACGGCCCUGGUGGUGAUCAGCUAUGGCCCCGGGGGAUCUCUGGGCUGCAACCUGUCUCCAAACCACGUCCUGGUCACCAGGGAGAACUUCGUGCUUCUGGAACAAAUGAGGAGAAUCUCUCCUUCCCUCUGUCUGGAUGACAGAAAAGACUUCAGAUUCCCCCAGGAGGUGGUGGAUGGCAGCCAGGUGCAGGAGACCCAGGCCAUCUCUGUCCUGUACGAGCUGCUCUGGCAGACCUCCAGAGUCUUCCUCACAGAGCGGUCCUCUGCUGCCUGGAACACGACCCUGCUGGACAAGCUCCGCACUGGACUCCACUGGCAGCUGCAGGACCUGGACACCUGUUUGGAGCAGGAGACGGGACAGGCAGAACCUGCCCUGGGAAAGAAGGACCCUACGCUGGCCGUGAAGAGGUACUUCUUCGGCAUCCGUCUCUACUUGAAAGAGAAGAAAUACAGUGACUGUGCCUGGGAGAUCGUCAGAGAGGAAAUCACGACUUCCUUGUUUUUAUCAACACCCUUGCAGAAAAUGUUAGGAAUGUAG
Hipposideros armiger (great roundleaf bat) is the source of this 564-nucleotide messenger RNA. Its product is annotated as interferon omega-1-like. The transcript has a single exon. The coding region runs from base 1 to 564 and encodes 187 amino acids. The record is from RefSeq and is a predicted model, not a curated record. Gene Ontology annotation, molecular function: cytokine receptor binding. NCBI's taxonomy places the organism in Eukaryota, Metazoa, Chordata, Mammalia, Chiroptera, Hipposideridae. Gene Ontology annotation, biological process: defense response. Gene Ontology annotation, cellular component: extracellular region.